GUCAAGCAUCGAGCUGGCUGAGGGCGCCAGCGACCUUUUCCUGUCGCCCGAAUCCGCCGAAUCGGCGCAACCUCUGGAUGCGGAUGUGCUGACAGACCUGCCUGUGAUUGGUGAGUCCCCCGUGGCGCCUCACGCGGCGUCGAAGGUCUCCCGGAAGACCUCGGCCAUCACAAAUGCCUCCUUUAAGCCCGAGAGUGUACCCGAGGACAUCCCUAUUACCAAAAAUGGUGACGACGAGGAUAGCAAACACCACCACCAUCAUCACCGUCGCUUGCAGCCCAGACAGGUGGAGGGCCUGAUGUUUAACGAGCAGCUGACGCGCAGUACGGAGAACGUGUCUUCCCUGGGUGGUGGUGAGGGCGAGCAUGAGUCGAAGAAUGUCCGGAGGGCACCAAUUGCUGCAAAG
Messenger RNA from Dibothriocephalus latus, 406 nucleotides. NCBI's taxonomy places the organism in Eukaryota, Metazoa, Platyhelminthes, Cestoda, Diphyllobothriidea, Diphyllobothriidae. The record is from the annotation of a GenBank genome assembly.